This is a messenger RNA of Pieris brassicae (large cabbage white), 2949 nucleotides long. It is a transcript of the gene Apn3, whose product is annotated as membrane alanyl aminopeptidase-like. Lineage: Eukaryota; Metazoa; Arthropoda; Insecta; Lepidoptera; Pieridae. Bases 63 to 2894 code for a protein of 943 amino acids. Gene Ontology annotation, biological process: peptide catabolic process; proteolysis. The record is from RefSeq and is a predicted model, not a curated record. The transcript has 15 exons. Gene Ontology annotation, molecular function: zinc ion binding; metalloaminopeptidase activity; peptide binding. Gene Ontology annotation, cellular component: cytoplasm.
AUGAAAUUGGAUCAAACAUAAUUACAAGGAUUGGAGAAGUCGACUGGUGGAGUCGCUUUAAGAUGGCGACACUUUUUCUAGUAUUGUCCUUGGUCUUAGUUGCCUCGGCAAUUCCACCACCACCAAGCUCAAGAAAUACAAUUUUCAUCGACGAACAACUCGAGGGACAAAUCUUUGAGGUCACAUCUGAAGAAAUCACUGACCUUGCCACAAUAAACACUUCCCAGUACAGACUUCCCACUACCACCAGACCCACUCAUUAUGAAGUACUUUGGAUUGUUGACAUAGAUCAGCUGACAUAUUCUGGGACAGUGGAAAUAACACUUGUUGCCACUCAAGCAAAUGUUCAGGAAAUUGUAUUGCAUUCUAAGGAUUUAGACAUAAGUUCCGUAACCCUUCUUCAAGGAGAAACUGUAUUAGUACAAAAUCUAACAAGUAUAGAGUUUGUUAAAGAGCUGGAACUUUUGAAAGUUCGAACUGGUGCAGCUUUAGAGUACAAUGCAACCAACCCUGUUAUAUAUACACUGAAACUAAGCUUUGAAGCUGAAUUAAGAAAAGAUAUGGCUGGAAUAUAUAGAAGUUGGUACCGAAACUCUUAUAAUGAAUCCGUAAGGUGGAUGGCAACUACACAAUUCCAGCCGACAAGUGGUCGAACCGCCUUCCCCUGUUACGAUGAACCAUCUUUUAAAGCGACUUUCAGCAUUCGCAUUCGCCGACCAUCCACUGGAUUCAAAAGUUGGUCCUGUACUCACCAACAAACUACCAACGUAAACGUAACUAUGGGCUUUGAUGAAGAUGUCUAUACUACCACACCGACUAUGUCAACAUACCUAAUAGCACUAAUUGUUGCUGAAUAUGAUACAAAAAAAACACCUGAGGUUGGUCCAUUGAAAUACGAAGUGAUUGCUCGGCCUGGAGCAAUGGGUAAAAAUCAAAGUGACUAUGCAUUUGACGUGGGGCAGAAGUUAUUAGAAGCUAUGAGCCAACACACGGCACUUGAUUUCUUUAGCCAAUCACCAAACCUUAAAAUGACACAGGCUUCAAUUCCGGAUUUCUCAGCAGGAGCUAUGGAAAACUGGGGUUUGCUAACAUACAGUUUGUACCAGGUUGAAUCUGAAAUGGGUUUUGACACACGUUUCGUAAUAGAACAAGUGCAUACAUCUAUGCUCGCGGAUUCAGCAGACAAUCAUCCUCUCUCCAACCCGAAUGUUGGUAGCCCUGAUGAUAUUAGUAAUAUGUUCUCCACAAUUUCAUACAACAAGGGAGCAGCAAUAAUCAGAAUGACGGAACAUUUGCUCGGUACUGACGUACACACACAAGGCCUACGAGUUUAUUUAAGGGAAAACUCCUACAAAACUGUCGUCCCAAGCGACUUGUCCCAAACGCUGCACAAUGCUGCAGUGCAAGCGGGCGCCAUUUCUGAAUAUGGCAGGCACUUCUCAGUUGUUGAUUAUUACAAGACAUGGCAUGACCAACCAGGAGUACCAGUCAUCUACGUCGAUGUUAACCAUAAAACUGGAGACAUGACUAUUACACAGCGUCGUUUUGACAUAAACGCGGGUUAUGCAAGUGUUAAUUAUAACUGGCAAAUACCAAUUUCGUUCGCUACAGCCAGUGAUGCCAACUUUAACGACACUAAGCCUUCUCAUGUGUUAACCUCGACAGUAACUGUUGUGAACCGUGGUACUGUGGGUGACGAAUGGGUUAUAUUUAAUAAACAGCAAACAGGUUACUAUAGAGUAAACUACGACCAAUACACAUGGAACUUGAUAAUUGUGGCACUAAGAGGUGAUGACAGAACCAAAAUAAAUGAGAAUAAUCGUGCCCAAAUUGUAGACGAUGUUCUUCAAUUCGCGCGAUCAGGUCUUAUGACUUACACACGAGCUUUCAACAUCCUAUCUUUCCUUCAAUACGAGAAGGACUACGCCCCUUGGCUGGCUGCCAUGACUGGUUUCUCAUGGAUAAGAAAUAGAUUAGUUGGUAGCCCCCUGUUAGCGAAAUUAGAGAGACAAAUUGUACAAUGGGCCACACCACUUAUGAACGAGUUGGGAUACACGCCAGUCUCUGGUGAAAGCUUCAUGAGGUCGUACUUGAGGCGUCAACUUGCCCCAGUGAUGUGUAAUAUGGGCGUUGAGGCGUGUCGAACAUCAGCAACUACACAAUUCCGGCGGCUUAUCGACGAUGAAGUGGAAGUAUCAGUAAACAGUCGUAACUGGGUGUACUGUAAUGGACUCCGCGCCAGCAAUAACUACAGCGACUAUGCUACCAUGUGGAAGAGAUUCAUAGAACACAACGUUUACACUGAGAAAAUUGUAUUGCUCCAAACCCUUGGAUGCACGCCUCUGGAAAGAGCACUGAAUGAGUUACUUACUUCGCUUGUACAAGAUAAUUAUGAAAUCCGCGAACAAGACUACACUACAACUUUCAACACAGCUCUAACAGGGAAUGAAGGAAAUACCCAGAUUGUACUAAACUUUAUUAAACGUAAUUUAAUAGAUAUUGAGAAAGCCUUUGGUUCUUUAUCGUCUCCGUUACGAAGCGUUGCUGCGAGACUUAGAUCAACAGAACAAAUCACCGAGUUUCAAUUAUGGCUGAACCAAACACAAGCUGACUUGGGUAACGCAUACACAAGCAUCUAUAGAGCGGCAGAAUCAGCUCGCAAUAGUUUAACCUUCGCAGAACAGAUUCAAGGUGACCUUGAUAACUACUUGACAAAUGGUGAUGAUGAUAUUGGGCCGUCGACCCCACCACCAGACCCCAUUAUCGAUCCCUCAACAUUCCCAAGACCAGAUGUCACCCCUCCACCAACACCAGAUUUGCCUGGAUCAGCUAUGUCAGCAGCGGUAUCGAUCAUCGUUGUUGCAUUUGCUGCAAUCACUAACAUAAUUCUAUAGUUAAGCUCUUGUUAUUAAUAAAGUUUAUAUUUUAAUAAAAAAAAUCUGAAAUAGU